UUCUCCAUGCAGGUACAGCGGACCAGCAGGUCGCCAAGCCCAGAGGCCCCACCUGAACACUAUGGGCUACGACGGUACUCAAGGAACAGAGGAAGCGCCACUAGCUGCGACAGUCCUGUGAACCCGAAACGUUACGAUGUCGAGCGGCCGGCCACACUCUGCAGUCCCCGAAGAACGCCUCAAACACGCGAGACAUCUCGAACUGCAGCAGGUGCAUCUGAAACCUACGUGGCGAACAAGAGUGGUGCUCUCCACAUGGGACGCCUGCGAAGUGUUAGCACUUUGAUGACGGACAGACAUUUUCGAAUGUCGGCAAGCGCUCCGACGAGCCCGCUAAGAGAAAGCUGCGGCGAAGACAGCGAUUUCACUAAAACAGUGGCAAAGCUAUCAAAAUAUCUAAAGGCGAGCACACCAAGGCCACAGAUACAAUUGCCAAGUGAAUCAAAGGAACGGGAAUCGCACUCGGGUGCUAAAGGUACCCCGUAUGUAGACGGGGUCACUGCGAGUAGCCCAGAUCAUACGUCACACCCGUCGCUUUCCCAGGGCCUCGAAAUUUCUACGCAAGUUCACAAGAGCUUUCCUGCGGUGAGCCACGGAAGACCGGUAUCUCGGAAAGCGCGAAUUUUCGUCAAAGACCACUCAAAGUCAUCGUGGACAACGCGCAAUGCAGUGCCAAAGAAGAGACACGAAGAGCCACGGCUUUCAAGCUCAGGUCCUGUGCAAUUACCAUCGACGACUAAGGGUGCAGGUUUAUCGAAAGCGUAUGCAACGCCUGAUACGGAGGUCCAUGCUGCAGAGGGUACAUGGAAGGUUUGCGAGCCGCGAUUACAGCAGCUAGUCGCUGCACGUCAUAAGAUGACCCCAUUCACGCCCUCAGCAGACAGGUGCGAAACUCAGGUGAUGACAGUGCUCGUCUCGAGACUUGGCAACAGGAGCACGUUGUCAGCGGCAGCACCGGGCACGGAAGCUGCGCGUCUAUUCGCAAAGCCGAGUUAUGCCUAUUUGCCGAUUGGGGCGGCAGCCCGGACGACUGCCACGGGCAGGCCAACUGGAGACUUCGCCAACGCCAAUAUGGGUGCCGCUGGUGGUUCUGCCCCGGCGGGACUGACGUCACAGGGUCCAGCUGUGAGGCCACAGGCAGCUGUCGCCAGGCCAUCUGCAGACCAAGCCAAGGCCAACGUGGUCGCAGCUACUCGUGCUGCCUCGGUGGGCGCGUCAUCAGCGACUCCAGUUGUGACAGUUAAACGACCUUUCGUGCUGCCUCCACCAGCGCCAGCUCAGCAGCCGGUGACAUCGCCGAAGAUACAGCCACCAACUGGUCCACCGCCACAAUCGCAAGUGCCAGCUACUGCAGGCGCUGCUGCCCGAGGCGUUGGCGCUACCACGGUCGCAGGUCAAGCGGCUUCUGCUGCUGCUCCCGUGGGCAGUGGUCCUCCCGCCGCCGGCGCAGUUGCAACCGCGUCCCCGGCCAGCCCUGCUCGCGUCACCAUAGGCUCGGCCUCCGGGCCCGCUGCAACCUCUGCGAGUGGUGCUGGUUCGAUGGCAGGCUUCAGCGCCGGGCCCUCUUUCUCCCCCGUCCUGGAUUCAGAGCUGUUCGAUGACUCGGAGUUUGGGGAGGAGCCGGAGUACGAGCUCUCGGACACCACCAUCCUGGAUGUCCAUCCGUGCCUGCUCCUGCCGUUAUCGGGAUGCAACUUCCUUCUGAUAGUCGCGUCGCUGAUUUUCUUCUUCGGCGCCCUGUACGCGUACUUCGACCAGGAGUCAACGCCGGCCUCAACGUCGACCAACACGUGGCUCGUUUAUGUGUUCCUACACCUGGAGACAGUGUUCAUGGUGGUCUCGCUCCUUGUCUUCCUUGUCGCCUCGGUCGGCUUCCUGGGAGCGCUGCGCGAAAACGUCGCGCUGCUUGACAUGUACACCACGUUGCACGGCGCGUUCAUCACUGCGGAACUGGUCUUCGUCUUCAUAGUCUUCUUCCUGCCGGUCAUCGGUCGCGAAUUUGUGAUCUCCCACAUCACGACAGAUCUGAUUGUCCACUACCGCGACAACCCGGAUUAUGAAAGGGAGAUUGACUACGUCCAGUCAUCUCUGCACUGUUGCGGUAUGACGGAAAAUGCGUACCGUGACUGGAACGCCAACGAGUACUUCAACUGCAGCACGAUCAACCCCAGCGCCGAGCGUUGCUCGGUGCCGCCCUCCUGCUGCCGAAAAAUCGAACCGCCACACGGCCUAGUCUUCGUCGAUGACAGCGGCCCAACAACCCCACUGAUUGCUUCAGGAGUGGCCGUAGAAGAAGAGCACGAGAGUGAGGAGAACGUCGACGGAGACGUCUACGUGCCCACCCUGUGCGGUCGAGGUGUCAUGAGCCUUAAGGAGGAGGACGCCUGGAAGCGCAUAUACACGCGAGGUUGCGGGGCGGCCAUGUUUCACUACGUGGAGUCCCGGAUCGUGGAGAUCGUCCUGUACACGCUGCUGGUCAUCGUUGUCCACCUCAUCCUCGCGUCACUCACGGUCAGCGUGCGCAAGGAGAUCACCGCACUCGGAAAGGUGUACGACAAGUACUACAAGGUUGUCUACCGGGGCCAGAAAAACAUGAAGCAGAUGAACACGCCAGAGGAGGAAGCGGCACUUGUGCGCACAUCCCCUCAGGGUCCCCCUCUGGUGGCCUCGCAAGAAGCCCGUCGACAGAGGCAUCGCAGACGCUAUCUGGACGUCCGGCCGGUGUGGAAGACGCUUCCAAAGCAGGCUGCCCCAGCCGUGGCAAAAAACAACGCUUGAGGAACCCGCUCACGCCUCACGUGCUGAACGUGGCCGUUGACAUCUGCAUAUUCACAGGCCUGUUCAUGUCGCAUGUAACGCAUCGUGCGUUACAAAACGACAUUGCCUUGAGCCUCGCACAACACUCGCGCAUAUCGUCCGCCG
Molecule: messenger RNA, 2922 nt
Organism: Dermacentor albipictus
Lineage: Eukaryota; Metazoa; Arthropoda; Arachnida; Ixodida; Ixodidae
Product: PGC-1 and ERR-induced regulator in muscle protein 1-like
Cellular component (GO): plasma membrane
Source: RefSeq, a predicted model, not a curated record